Molecule: messenger RNA, 978 nt
Organism: Mercenaria mercenaria
Lineage: Eukaryota; Metazoa; Mollusca; Bivalvia; Venerida; Veneridae
Product: nuclear factor interleukin-3-regulated protein-like
Exons: 1
Coding region: 1-978 (325 amino acids)
Biological process (GO): regulation of DNA-templated transcription; circadian rhythm
Cellular component (GO): nucleus
Molecular function (GO): DNA binding; DNA-binding transcription factor activity
Source: RefSeq, a predicted model, not a curated record
AUGGAUAGAUACACAGAUUCGAAUCAGUCCAAGACGGCAAUAUAUACUAUUAUGACAAACUCAUCUCAUUCGAAAUCAGACAUGUCUCCUACGGAAUCCGUUUACCUGGUAAAAUCGUCUGCAGCUGUCCAGGAUUACGAUGAUAACUCUAAUGCAAUAGUUUAUUUUCCUAGACGUAGGCAGAAGGAAUACAUUCCUGAAAGUAAGAAAGAUUAUGCUUACUGGGUGAAAAGGCUUAGGAAUAAUGACGCUGCAAGAAGGUCCAGACAAAAGAAGAGUAACCACAGUCUAGCUCUGAAAAAGCAACUUAUUGAAAUGACCAGAGAAAACAACCAGCUCCAGAAAGAAUUAAAUCUAAUCAAGACAAAGUUCGGACUAUCACUUGAUGAAACUUUCACAGGGGUUGAGGCUGAAAUUAAAUACAGGGAGGGUCAUCAACCAUUACAUCCGGCCUCAGAAUAUAUGACAGCAUACAGUCAAUCAGAACACAGGACGAGAUACCCUUCCACUGUGCAGCAAUCAUACGUUCGCGGGAAGAAUACGUCAUCGGAUAAGGCUCCGUAUAGACAACCGUUUGAAGCGCAAUCUAUGUAUUCCUGUGUAUCUUCAAGUCGGGUAAUUACAGACUCUAAUUACAUAAAAUACGCUAACAUACAUUCAGGCACCAGUUCAUACUCAGGACACUUCGAUGAUCCAUGUCCAAAAUAUCUUAAAAGCACAAAGAAAGAUUCUAAUCCUUAUGAUUUUCUGGCAGAGGACCACUUACGUCAAUCACAGUCAACUGUAUUGCCGCCUUAUCAGGUUCACUUUCACACUAAUAUAUUGGCAGACCCUUAUGAGAAAUCAUACUCUCAGCCAAUUAAAGAUAUAAAACCAUACAGUUCAAACGAUGCUUGUGACUGGUUUUAUACAGAUGUCCAAGAAGAACCGCUUUCAUUAGUAAAGAAGAGAGCUGAUCCAGAAGACGUAUCUAGCUAG